AGAAAGAGCGCUCGUCCACGGUGGAGAACAGACAGAACGGACUGCAGCGGAAUAAAACACCAUUAUGACGGAUCUGACUGAUUCCACACCGUGAGACAGACGAAUGAACGGAAUCGACAGAAUAACAAUAUUAAGUCCUCCCUAUUGUGUAUCCUUUGUUCUGAUUGGCUGUCAUCUCAGAUGGCUCAGAUUUGGAAGAGGGGUGUGCCACCAUCAAAGGGGAAUAACUCUCUGGUUGGCAUGGCGCUGGGGCCUGGGCUGGUGACGGUGGCCCCUGAGGGUCACAACAGAUCGUGGGAGACCCCAUUGGUCACCCCAGAGACACCCAUCUUCCUCAUGACACCCGCCGCCCAAACCAUCUCUGGAAUCUUUACAUGGACCGCACUACUGCUCACCUGCCAGCAGAUCUACAUGCACUUGCGGUAUUAUAACUCUCCUAACGAACAGCGGCAUAUCGUUCGCAUUCUCUUCAUCGUGCCGAUUUACGCCUUCGACUCGUGGCUCAGCCUGCUGUUCUUCACUAAUGAGGAGUAUUACGUUUACUUCGACACAGUUCGAGACUGUUACGAAGCGUUUGUGAUCUAUAACUUCUUGAGUUUGUGUUAUGAGUAUCUGGGUGGUGAGAGCGCCAUCAUGGCCGAGAUCAGAGGAAAACCCAUCGAGUCCAGUUGUGUGUACGGGACGUGUUGUUUAUGGGGCAGAACAUACUCCAUCGGCUUUCUGCGCUUCUGUAAACAGGCGACUCUUCAGUUCUGUGUUGUGAAGCCGCUGAUGGCCGUCAUGACCGUCAUUCUACAAGCGUUUGGGAAAUACAGAGACGGAGACUUCAACGUGGCGAGUGGUUAUUUAUACGUGACGAUCAUCUAUAAUAUCUCAGUCAGUCUCUCUCUCUACGCUCUGUUUCUCUUCUAUUUCUCCACUCGAGAUCUGUUGGAGCCGUACAGUCCCGUACUGAAGUUCUUCAUGGUCAAAUCGGUCAUCUUCCUCUCAUUCUGGCAGGGAAUGCUGUUGGCUAUUCUGGAGAAAUGUGGCGGGAUUCCUCGGAUAAACUCUCCUGAUGUCACAAUGGGGGAGGGGACUGUUGCCGCCGGUUACCAGAACUUCAUCAUCUGUAUUGAGAUGUUCUUUGCUGCACUGGCGCUCCGACAUGCGUUCACAUACAAGGUGUAUAUGGACAAGAGACUCGACGCCCACGGUUGUAUUCCAGUCUAUGGGCAGUACGGACACUGUGCUCCCAUGAGUAUCUCCAGCAGUCUGAAGGAGACGAUGAAUCCGGGCGACAUGUUUCAGGAUGCCAUUCAUAACUUCUCUCCUGCGUAUCAGCAGUACACACAACAGCGUCGAGCCGAACCGCUGACCCGAUCCAACAGCACCAAUGAGAAAACACUGCUGCUCAGCUCUGACGACGAGUUCUGACACACACACACACACACACACACACACACACACACAUGCUCAGAGGCUCUGUUUCCAACCCUAGUGAGCUGCCUACAUAGACAACAUCAUAAACUAUUCCAAACAAAAAACUAUGCUGCAUUUUAAGGUAUGUUAUUUAUUCAUUAACCUGUAUAUUAUAGGUCGUAUAAUAUGCAUAUCCAUUGUUACAACAACAACAACAAAAAACUGAUUUUGUCAUCAUUCAUAGUUUUUUGUUACUUGAAUGUAUGACAUGAUGUUAUAACGAAUGCCCAACUUAGAUGUAGGAGCUCCUCAUGUGCACUAGUUUCAGUAGUGAGUUGCUGCAUGUGUUGAGCAUUUCAAAUAACUCAUUAAUGAGAUGCCAUUUUAGAUAGUGUGCUGCCUAAGAAGUGAGUAGACAGCAAGACAGCUCACUAGUGUUUGGAACAGAGCUACAGAUAGAGAGAGAGAGAUUGAUAGACAAUAACAAAGAGAAUCAUGAGAUGUGGUGCCAUAUCAUAUUAACACUCCUCUAGACACUUUCUAAAGAGCUUUACAUGUAUACUUAAGGGUAAUUUUCAGAUAUAUUCACACAUUAAAGUUUCUAGAUUAUAAACUGUUGCAUUAUAAACUACAGGAGCAACUAGUUAAUGACUUUAACUACUGAAAUGCCUUAAACAUCGGUUAUACACACACAUCUAACUUACUGAAUGAACACUUUGCUUUAGUAUUUUUGGGAUGAGUCUAAAUUCAUUUUUGUGGUUAUCAACAUUAUGCCACAAAUGCUGUUAGUUGAGCUUGUAUUGAAUCUGAAAUAUUCCUUUUCAUCUAAAGUGUUUUCUUGCUUUACUUUAGAGAUAUUUUACUUGAUGUAAAGAUGAAUUAUUCUGAAUGAGAUAAUGACAGACUUUCAGAUUAAACCUCAAGUUUGGUGAAUGAUUAACUGUGAUGAUUUACGUCAAAGUCAAUUUAUUUAUAAAGCAAAAUGAAAAACAGCUGACUGUUGAGCAAUGUGCUGGAAAAUAAUCAAAUAUCAAAUAAGAUAUAAAUAUAAAGAAGCAGGAAAACUAUUAGUAACACUAAUAAUUAUUAAAACACUGUUGGACAGUGACUCCAGUCAGGCUUCCUAAGCAACCAAUUGGCCUGGUUGCUAGGGUGGGUAACCUCCUCGUGGUCGCUUUAAUGUGGUUUUCGCUCUCGGUGGGGUGUGUGGAUGUCGCAGAGAAUAGCGUGAAGCCUCCACAUGCACUAGGUCUCCGUGAUAACACACUCAGCAACCCACGUGAUAAGAUGCACGGCUUGACGGUCUCAGACGCGGAGCAACUGAGGCUCGUCCUCCGCCACCCGGAUUGAGAUGAGUCGCUACACCACCAUGAGGACUUAGAGCGCAUUGGGAAUUGGGCUUGCCGAACUGGGAAGAAAAAGUGGGGGAAAAAACACUGUUGGACCAAAUGCCAUUUGUGAUGUUUUGAAGUGUUUAAUAAACAGAUUAUAGAUGAGCAGAGAGUGAGUAUAUAAUGACAGAGAAACUGGGAUUAUAAUAAUUUCAUAGUAGUCGCUCAGAUCAUACGUGAAAUCUUCACUGAACAAAAAGAUUCCUGCCCUCGGCAAAUGUUGCUCAUUGAAAGUUUGACACACUUUGACAAUAUAUUUGCAACACAAGAUAUUGAGCUUGUGCUGUACUCAUAAUAAUGAAGAAAGUCUAAUUUUGAGUGAAGUUGACAUUAACCUGACAUAC
Messenger RNA from Myxocyprinus asiaticus (Chinese sucker), 3136 nucleotides. Its product is annotated as transmembrane protein 184B-like. The transcript has 10 exons. Lineage: Eukaryota; Metazoa; Chordata; Actinopteri; Cypriniformes; Catostomidae. The record is from RefSeq and is a predicted model, not a curated record. Gene Ontology annotation, molecular function: transporter activity. Gene Ontology annotation, biological process: transport. The coding region runs from base 181 to 1416 and encodes 411 amino acids.